CCUCAUCUACUCGUGGAAGUCGACAAUCAAAAAUCAAAACUAUCAACCAAUCAGCUUUAAAAUUGAAGCACCAUUUACCUAAAUGGAUCUCAGGAACUUUGGCCUAUCCAACAUGGGGUUAGAAUCGCAGCUCCUCUCAACCCUCCAAGACAUGCUCGACUUCGCCGACGACCACGAAAAGCCGGCCGGGUCACACCACAACAACCCAUCCCGGGCCUACGUCCUGGACGCGAAGGCGAUGGCGGCGACCCCGGCCGACGUGAAGGAGUACCCGAAUUCCUACGUGUUCAUCGUGGACAUGCCGGGGGUGAAGGCCGCGGAAAUCAAGGUGCAGGUGGAAGACGACAACGUUUUGGUGGUGAGCGGGGAGCGGAAGCGGAAGAGGGAGAAAGACGAGAAGGAUGGGGUGAAGUAUUUGAGGAUGGAACGGAGGGUGGGGAAGUUUAUGAGGAAAUUUGUGCUGCCGGAGAAUGCCAACGUGGAGGCGAUAAAUGCGGUUUAUAAGGACGGGGUGUUGCAGGUGACGGUGGAGAAAUUGCCGCCGCCGGAGCCUAAGAAGCCCAAGACAGUUGAAGUUAAGGUUGCGUAGGAGAAGAAGACGUCGAAUGCAUAUAUGUGCUAGUGUAAUGGGUUUAACGGAGUAAUUAAAAAGCUUUGCUGCUUUGGUGUGUUUCUUCCAGAUGUGUUUUCUCACUUUUAUGUAAUAUGUACUAAGAUCUAAAUAUAUUUGAGUUUUUGAAGGAGUUUUACUACAUGUAAUUUCUAUUUUUA
Ipomoea triloba (trilobed morning glory) is the source of this 771-nucleotide messenger RNA. RefSeq names its product 18.8 kDa class II heat shock protein. Lineage: Eukaryota; Viridiplantae; Streptophyta; Magnoliopsida; Solanales; Convolvulaceae. Gene Ontology annotation, biological process: protein complex oligomerization; response to heat; response to salt stress. The record is from RefSeq and is a predicted model, not a curated record. The transcript has a single exon. Bases 83 to 589 code for a protein of 168 amino acids.